Molecule: messenger RNA, 1917 nt
Organism: Metarhizium brunneum ARSEF 3297
Lineage: Eukaryota; Fungi; Ascomycota; Sordariomycetes; Hypocreales; Clavicipitaceae
Source: RefSeq, a predicted model, not a curated record
AUGAAAUCCACAGGUCAGAAUUACGAAUUGGUCCUCAGACCUAGCGACUCCGAAUAUGAGCCUGCAGAAGUUGGCCAUGAAAGCAAAGCGGCAAGCUCGUCUGUACGGCCUGUCCCACGACAAUUGAGGCGUGUUGAAUUUUUCCCUUUGUCUGCCCAGAUAGUCUUGACGAUAUUUGCUGCGCUCUUCAUUGGUAACUUUCCCAACCAAAAGCCUUCCAGACCGCUCGCGACCAUCGCAUUAUGCUUGGAUGGAAAACCAACCUCUCCAUUUGGACGAGUUAUCCAGCGCACCAUAUCGGUGUCACCCACCAUCUUCCCUAUUGUAUUCGCCGGCAUCAUUGGCAAGUUCUUCAGAGCGGUAGGCUUGUUUGCAGCCGAGUGCGGCGUGAAGCUAGGAAUAUUGGAACUUCUUAUCGGGUCUCAAUCGCUCUUCUCUACUUUUGAGCGGCAAUUCGCCAUACGAGGUCAAUAUCUUAUUGGCUUUGCCAUGGUGGCACUUUGGGCGCUUUCGCCGCUUGGGGGCCAGUCAGCGCUUCGACUUCUCGAUGUUUCCCCGAGGCUGGUUUCGGCCAACUCUACGGUCCGAUACUUGCCUAUCAGUGCGUCGUUGAUGACGGUGGCGUCAGGCGGAAACGGCGCGUCAAAAGCCUGGACUUCCUAUGCCCCGAUAUACAUGACCGCCCUUACAACUUCCUUCCAGACGGCGGAUUCGACCGAGGAUUUAUUUGGCAACGUCAAGAUACCAAGUAUUGAUGCAAUAACAUCGGGUGCCAAUAUUACAAACGGGUCCUGGGUCACAAUCGAUGACAGCCGCGACAUCCCAUACUCGUCUUUGCUGGGCAUUCCCGUCGUGGGUAUCCCAACUGCAGGAAAUCUUUCUUUCAACAUUGUCAGCAGAUAUCUGGCUGUCGACUGCGACUAUUCUGCUCAGGUAGAUGACUCAGAUAUGUUGCGGAACUUUUCUGGCGCAGGCGGUGGCUCGUUGGACUGGGGAAAAGGGACAACCUUUAGGAUUGAACCAUCGAGCUCUCCUCCAAGUGAAUCCGAGGUCAACAACACAACGGCGACGUACACCAUAGUCUCUAUAAACAACUCAAACAUUAAAAACGUCAGCGUUGUCAGUUGUGCCAUCAUGCCUCGAGAUGCAGAGUCCUCUGUCUUUUGCGCCGACCAAGAAUGCUGGGUCACCGCCAUGCGAGCGUUGACUGUUGAUCUUGACGGGUGGUGGCGAGUAUACUAUCCAACACUAAGCAUAGGUCUUCGGUUCCUCCCAUACGCAUCCUUGGGCGCUAUACAUCAAGCUACCCGACUGUCCAGCUCACUGACGGAGAGGUGGCUCGCGGACCCGAAAUCCAACUUCAAUAACGAUGCCCCCUGGGGUAAGCUUGUCUCGCUGGCACAAAUUCCGCUUCCGACGCUUAGCAGGAAUCUCGAGGUCAUGUGUAAUACCUACUGGCAGUCUACCUAUGGAGCUCGCUGCUUGUUUGAGAACCUGAGUACGGAUAUGAGUCUGUACAAUAAUAUCUCGGGAAUAUUCACCUCUGAAGUAAUUGACUUCAACACCAGCCAAGUCAUCGUGAACAGUUUCGACGGCGAGAUAUACACUUGUAACAAGGCAUUUGCCGCCAUCUUACUUGCCAUAUCCUCUAUUCUGCUCUUGGCCGGGAUGUCAACCAUUUCCCUCAUGAGCAUGACGUUGGCGCCCGACAUCCUUGGCUACGUGUCUUCGUACACGAGAGAUAAUCCGUUUGCAGCUGACCAUCAGCCAUCGCAUUUCGGGGGGCUAGAAAGAGCAAGGGCGAUGAGGGACGUGCAUGUCAUUCUGGGAGAUGUGAACGAGGAUGGGAUAGGGCACGUCGCGUUUGGUACAACUGCCACGAUGCACCGAUUGCAGAAACACAGAGAGUACGACUAA